Molecule: messenger RNA, 3017 nt
Organism: Drosophila arizonae
Lineage: Eukaryota; Metazoa; Arthropoda; Insecta; Diptera; Drosophilidae
Gene: Su(var)3-3
Product: lysine-specific histone demethylase Su(var)3-3
Biological process (GO): chromatin remodeling; regulation of DNA-templated transcription
Cellular component (GO): nucleus
Molecular function (GO): chromatin binding; oxidoreductase activity; transcription factor binding
Source: RefSeq, a predicted model, not a curated record
UAAUUACAGUGUAGAAUAACAUUAAUAGUACACGAUAAAAGCCGUCGCACAUCGGAGGAUUUGUUUUUGCAAUGCUUAAAAAAAAUACAUUUAAAGUUAUAAAUUAAAGUAACAGUUAGCGUGCAAAUAGACAUACCGACAUUCAAUGCCGGCAAAUAAAUUUAAGAUGUGUGAAAUAAAUUCGUUCUAAGCUACUAUAUAUCAACUUUUGUUCGGCUUGAGUUUUGAUUUUGUAUUACCAUAAAAGUUCUUUAAUGAAGCCUACUCAGUCCGGUGGUAGUGGCACCAGUGCCACUAAAAUGGGCGAACCCAUCGAGUAUGUUACCCUUAUUAGUGAUGACUCCGACGGCGAGCCGUCGCCCAAACGAAAUCCUUCUGGGAGUGGUAGUCAGGCUGCUAGCCAUACAAAGGCAAAAUUCGAUGAUGAUUCCAAUGACACACCCGCCACCAGUGACGAGCGACGUACCAGCCGGCGUAACAAGCCCAAGGUCGACUACACAAAUAAACCGGCAACUGCCAGUGCGGAGAAUACGGCCUCCGACAAAUGCAGUUCUGGCUCUUCGGGUAGCAGCUCGGGCCCGACAGAUAAGCGCAGUCAGGGACAGGCCGAACAACGUACCCGCAAGUCGGAGGCUGGGGUUAAUCAGAGUACGGGCACUGGAUCACGCAGUACUUUGCCAAAGGAUACGAAUGGGACCAAUGGAGAAGCGCGUGACAACAGCACCCCUACGGUACUCUCGGGUCAGGAAGGUGCCGUCUUUCAGUCGCGUCUGCCCUUUAGCAAAAUGACACCCAACGAGGAGGCGUGCUUCCCAGACAUAAGCUGCUCGGGCAUACUUGGUCAUCGAGUGUUCCUUAAUAUACGCAACAGCCUGCUGCACAUGUGGGUGGAUAAUCCCAAGACACAGUUGACUUUUGACAGUGCGCUCAAGCGACUACCGCCGCCCUUUGACAGUGACCCGAAUCUGGUGAGGCGAGUGCACUCGUUUCUGGAGCGGCACGGCUUCAUAAAUUUCGGCAUCUUUAAGCGGCUGUCGCCAAUACCCAGUAAAAAACUUGGCAAGGUAAUCGUAAUUGGCGCGGGAAUUUCCGGACUGGCCGUUGGGCAACAGCUGCAACAAUUUGGCAUGGAUGUCAUUGUGCUGGAGGCAAGAGAUCGGGUUGGCGGCCGCAUUGCCACCUUUCGCAAAAAUAGCUACAUUGCAGACCUUGGCGCCAUGGUAGUAACUGGCGUCUACGGCAAUCCCAUGACCAUUCUAAGCAAACAGAUUGGCAUGGAUCUGGUGCCAAUCCAGCAGACAUGUCCGUUGUACGGACCCGACGGAAAACCGGUACCGAAAGAAAAGGAUGACGUUAUCGAGCGUGAAUUUAACCGCCUGCUGGAGUCCGCAAGCUAUUUGUCGCAUCGUCUAGACUUCAACUAUGCCGGCAACAAUCCCGUUUCAUUGGGCGAUGCGCUCGAGUGGAUCAUCAAUAUGCAAGACAAAGCUGUGCAAGAGAAACGAGCUGCCCAUAUGCACGAGAUCAUUGCUGCCCAAACAAGAAUCAUUGAACAUCGAAAACGGCUGAAAGCCACUUUACAGAAGAUUGCGACGCUUAAGUCAGAUCUCCAAAAUCUAGUUAAACAGCGACUGCCAAGGAGCGCGCACAAUGAAAAUAGUUAUGCAUCCCAGGAGUACGCGAUUCGCAACACUCAAAUCAAACUGGAGGAUGCUAUAAGCGCCGAGGCGGAGCAACGCAUCGAGGGCCAUAAAUUGGAGAUGAAACUGCAGGAGAUCGAACAGAACGCGCCGAGCCAGGUUUACCUAUCCUCGCGUGAUCGUCUGAUACUCGACUGGCACUUUGCCAAUCUGGAGUUUGCCAAUGCCACCCGCCUAGACAACUUGUCGCUGAAGCACUGGGAUCAGGACGAUGACUUCGAGUUCAUUGGGCACCAUACGACAGUGCGAAAUGGAUACUCCUGUGUGCCAGUUGCUCUCACCGAGAAUAUAGACAUACGUCUAAACAGUGCGGUCAAGGAAAUCAAGUACAACAGCAAGGGCGUUGAGAUUGUGGCCGAAAAUCUGAAGACUUCAAACUCGCUUAUGACUUACAAGGCCGAUUUGGCCGUCUGUACGCUCACGCUAGGCGUUUUAAAGGUAGCCGUCACACAGGAGGAAGCACAUCAUGCCAAUACCGUGAAAUUUGAUCCGCCACUGCCAGACUGGAAGCAGCAGGCGAUACGUCGGUUGGGAUUUGGCAAUCUGAACAAGGUGGUACUCUGUUUCGAUCGUAUAUUCUGGGAUCCCAAUGCGAAUCUCUUUGGGCACGUGGGCAGCACGACAGCUAGUCGUGGGGAAAUGUUUCUCUUCUGGAGCAUCAGUUCGUCACCCGUGCUGCUGGCUCUUGUCGCUGGCAUGGCGGCCAAUAUCGUGGAGAGCGUGACAGAUGACAUCAUCAUCGGGCGCUGUAUGUCCGUGUUGAAGAACAUCUUCGGCAAUACAUCGGUGCCACAGCCUAAAGAGACGGUCGUCACUCGCUGGCGCAGUGAUCAAUGGGCCCGCGGCUCAUAUAGCUAUGUGUCAGUGGGCUCCUCUGGCAGCGACUAUGAUCUGCUCGCCGCACCUGUAAUUCCGCCCACCGGUUUUGAGCCACAUUUCAGCAAAGACGCCGAGGAACUGCCGCGGCUCUUCUUUGCCGGUGAGCACACGAUACGCAAUUAUCCGGCCACUGUCCACGGCGCGUAUUUAAGCGGGUUGCGUGAGGCUGGACGCAUUGCCGAUUACUAUUUAGGCUAUCCGGAAGGUACGCCGCCGGACAUUGGCUACUCUGUCACAGAAGCUGCUAAUUCGGUUUCAGUCGGGAAUGUGGUAAAGCUGCGCGACCUUUCCCCACAUCUAUCCGACUCGCCCGUGUCAAAAAAGUCUGAGGAGAACUCAAACAUGGCCGAUUCGACAGAUGUGCAGUAAUUUUUGUAUUUUUUUAAUGUUGAGCAACAACCGAAGACCAUUUUAGAAAUAUAGUUAUGUCAAAUAUAU